Molecule: messenger RNA, 606 nt
Organism: Myotis lucifugus (little brown bat)
Lineage: Eukaryota; Metazoa; Chordata; Mammalia; Chiroptera; Vespertilionidae
Gene: ZNF593
Product: zinc finger protein 593
Exons: 3
Coding region: 63-467 (134 amino acids)
Molecular function (GO): zinc ion binding; nucleic acid binding
Source: RefSeq, a predicted model, not a curated record
AAGCGCGCGCGCACGUGAGCUUCCUCCUUGGCGCCAGCCCUCGGGCUCCGCUGCCGCCGGCCAUGGGUCGCUCCCGCCGGACCGGCGCGCACCGGGCGCACUCCCUGGCCCGCCAGAUGAAGGCGAAGCGGCGGCGGCCGGACCUGGAUGAGAUCCACCGCGAGCUGCGGCCCCAGGUUCUCCCACGGCCCCGGCCGGACGCGGGUGCCCAGCCAGACCCGGACCUGCCGGGGGGCGGCCUGCAUCGCUGCCUGGCCUGCUCGAGGUACUUCAUCGACUCCGCCAACCUGAAGACCCACCUCCGAUCCAAAGACCACAAGAAAAGGCUAAAGCAGCUGAGCGUGGAGCCCUACACUCAGGAAGAGGCUGAGAGGGCAGCGGGUAUGGGCUCCUAUGUGCCCCCCCAGCGGCUGGCAGUGCCCACCGAAGUAUCCACUGAGGUCCCUGAGAUGGACACGUCUACCUGACAUGGCCCGCAGGUGCAGGGCAGAGCCGCCGCCCACGGACAGUGAUGCAGGGCUAGGCUGGAAGGGACUGUGCCAUCCUUUUUUGGCCCUGAGUUUGCAAGUGGAUGCCCUCCGCUCAAAUAAAGGAACUGGAUAAAGA